Trifolium pratense (red clover) is the source of this 1658-nucleotide messenger RNA. RefSeq names its product transcription factor-like protein DPB. Bases 315 to 1346 code for a protein of 343 amino acids. The record is from RefSeq and is a predicted model, not a curated record. Gene Ontology annotation, biological process: regulation of cell cycle; regulation of transcription by RNA polymerase II. NCBI's taxonomy places the organism in Eukaryota, Viridiplantae, Streptophyta, Magnoliopsida, Fabales, Fabaceae. The transcript has 9 exons. Gene Ontology annotation, molecular function: RNA polymerase II transcription regulatory region sequence-specific DNA binding; DNA-binding transcription factor activity, RNA polymerase II-specific. Gene Ontology annotation, cellular component: transcription regulator complex; nucleus.
GACCUUGAAAAAUAUGAGAAAUUAAAAUACCGGAUUCGUAUGUACUUAUGUAUUAUUCCUUGCCGCUACUCAACAGCAAACAAAACACCGCUCUCCCUCAGAUCUACUUUUUCCCUCUCCGCUAGUAACCGCCACCAUCCACGACCACUCACCGUCCUUUUCCUCUCUUUCUCUUCAAUUUCAUUUCAACACUUCUUCCCCAUUUCCAAAUUUCCAUACCCUAGACCUUAAAAUUCUCCCUCACCGUUCGAUCACUUUACCUCAAAAUCAAAACUGCUACUGAAUACAGUCCCUCUCUCAAUUAGGGUUUUGUUAUGGGAACUCGACCGCAGCAAUCGUGUGUAGAUGAAGAGGAUGAGGAAUUGCUAGGUUGUGGAACUACGAUUUCUGGACAAUCUGGCUCAACAAGCAGGAGUGCUGGGUUGCCGUCUAGCCGGAGUGAGCAGACGAUUGGUACAUCCGCUGGUGAUACUGCUGCUCUCAAAAUGAACCAUCUUGGUAUACAGGAUGAUGAAGCUGGAUCACAGGGUGUAGUUGCGAGCAAGAAGAAAAAGAGAGGCCAACAAAGGGCUGUGGGAGGUGAUAAAAAUGGAAGAGGUCUUCGUCAAUUUAGUAUGAAAGUUUGUGAGAAGGUAGAAAGUAAGGGAAGAACAACUUACAAUGAGGUGGCAGAUGAACUUGUGGCUGAAUUUGCUGAUCCAAUCAAUAGUGUUUUGUCCCCUGAUAAGCAACAAUAUGACGAAAAAAACAUUCGACGAAGGGUCUAUGAUGCUCUGAAUGUUCUCAUGGCAAUGGAUAUUAUUUCUAAGGAUAAAAAGGAAAUACAAUGGAGGGGUCUUCCUCGUACUAGUCUGAAUGAUAUUGAAGAGCUAAAGACAGAGCGUCUUGGGCUCAGGAAUAGAAUUGAAAGGAAAUCAUCCUAUCUGCAGGAGCUUGAGGAACAAUUUGUAGGUCUUCAGAACCUUAUUCAAAGAAAUGAACAGUUAUUUAGCUCUGGAAAUGCUCCCAGCGGAGGUGUAUCCUUACCUUUUAUUUUGGUACAGACACGUCCUCAUGCAACUGUUGAAGUGGAAAUAUCAGAAGACAUGCAGCUUGUUCAUUUUGAUUUUAAUAGUACUCCGUUUGAGUUGCAUGACGACAAUUAUGUGCUCAAGGCAAUGGAACUUGGUGAUAGACCACAGAGUGAUACUGUUACACCCAAUGUUACAAAUGGAGGGGAAGGUUCUAGCAUGUCAGGCAUGCAUCAGUCACAGGUUCCUCCUUCCGCUUCAAGCGUGUCAAUUAGGCCUCCAACAUCACCCCCACUCCCUGGAAUAUUAAAGGCAAGAGUCAAGCAGGAGCAUUGAUCGGCAAGAUUUUGAUAUCGUCUUACCCUAUUUAAGUGUGUUUGUAUAUUUUGUAAAGAAAUUUUCCAACUUAAUAUACCUUUGUAAUUGUUAGUCAUCAAUACAGACAAAUCAUUUGGUUGGUCAGAAGCAGAUUGGUCUGUUUGCUUAUUUAUUGUUUAGGUUUGACUGGCAAAUUCUUUUACUAGCACCCAUUAAUUACUUUACUACUACCUUAGCUAAUUUUUUUCUCCACAUUUUGUGGUAAUUUUCCCGUUUUGUAGUUAGAGAUAUUAUGAAAUGGUGUCCAACAACAUAGGAUUUAUUUCAGAA